Molecule: messenger RNA, 1254 nt
Organism: Macrosiphum euphorbiae (potato aphid)
Lineage: Eukaryota; Metazoa; Arthropoda; Insecta; Hemiptera; Aphididae
Source: the annotation of a GenBank genome assembly
AUGUCGAGUAGUUCUGAUGAAGAUGAUAUAAUUGACUACUAUCAGUACCGUAGGCAACGAAAAUUAGUACGAAGGGAAUAUUGGACCCAUCCAUAUAUAGAGAAAAAUAUGAAAUGCAGGCUGUUUAUAGCAGCAGAACAACUGAAUCAAACUGAUACCAAGUUUAUAGCGUUCUACAGAAUGUCAAAAGAUUCAUACCGGGAAUUGUUAAAGUUGGUUACUCCUAAUAUACAUAAAAUGAACACAAAUAUGAGAGAAUGUGUGUCUGCCGAAGAAAGAAUAUUGAUAACUCUGAGAUACUUGGCUACAGGAUGUACAUUUGUGUCUCUUUCAUUAUACUUUGCAAGAGGGGAAACUACAGUUGGAACUAUAGUGCACGAAACAACUAAAAUAAUCUGGGACACGUUAAAUGAAAUAUAUAUGCCGGUACCAACUAGAGAGCAUUGGAAAUUGAUAGCCGAUCGUUUUGAGUCAAUUUGGAAUCUCCCAAACUGCAUUGGAGCUCUGGACGGGAAGCAUGUACGAAUAGAGAAAUUUCCCAACACAGGUUCACAAAAUUAUAACUAUAAAUCAUACCAUUCUGUCGUUUUAAUGGCAUGCUGCGAUGCAGAUGGAUUAUUCACGAUGAUAGAAUCGGGAUACGCGGGAAGAAACAGUGAUGGAGGCAUUUUUAAAGUUAGUGCAAUGAAGUAUUGGAUUACCCACGGAGGUUUCGACAUCCCUUCACCUUCUCCGUUAACAUAUGAUGAGACAAAUAGUCCAUUUCCAUACUACUUUGCAGCUGAUGAAGCAUUCCCGUUAUCGCAGUAUUUAUUGAGGCCUUAUUCCAAAAGGACAUUAGACAAUGUUAAAAGAAUAUUCAACUAUAGGUUAAGCCGUGGACGGAAAACUAUUGAAUGCGCCUUUGGCAUGGCGGCAGAAAAGUUUCAAGUACUAAAUGGUCCCAUACGAUGUCGAAAAGUAGAAUCAGUGAAUGACAUUAUUAAAGCGGUUUGCAUUCUACACAAUUAUGUACGUAAACGAGAGGGUAUCGUCUAUAGACCCACAGACACGCAAGAAAAUCAUGAAAUAGCCGCAGUAGGUAUAGACACAAUAAUACCAAGUCAGGUAACAAUAAAUGAAAGAUCUUCAGCGAAUACGAUUAGAAAUUAUUUAUCUAAUUAUUUUCUUUCUCCUCUUGCAUCUCUACCAUGGCAAUGGAAAUACACUGUACCAGAAAUAAGAAAUACGAUACGAUAUGAUACGACAACAUGA